UUAAAUUUCGAGUGUUAGUGAUAUCAACAGAUAAACGGUGAGAACUUAUAUAACUUAUUAUAUAUAUGCAAUACGUGAGUGAGAGAAGAGGACUGUCGCGUCAUCCGAGCAUUGUUGGUUGUGAAGAGUUGAGUAGCAAGCGAAGGGCGAAAGGUUAGGAAGAAGAUUUCGGAACGCAUUCAAAUUUCGAAGCGGUACACUGCACUGUGAGAAUUCGUAGGCGCGGCCGAAACCCAUGCGCCAGAGACCCAUCACUAAAAACGAUUUUUGAACUAUUUUCGCGAAUUCGUAAAGCUUAAUAGUGGAAUGGAUGUGCUGGAGGCGGCUAAGUCUGGUGCCAGAUGCUGGAAUAAAUUGAGCAGAUGCCCCAAACCAAAGACGGCCUGCCUCGAAAAGAAACCUGAAUGCGGCAAACGCAAGAGGUGCAGUAAGCCGGGCCCAGUCACGAACAAUGGCUAUAUGAACUUUAUACGAGCUUUUCGUAAAAAACACUGUGGCCUUCAGCCCAAAGAACUGAUAAUGAAUGCGGCGCGUGCUUGGUGCCGUCUCUCCGAGCAGAAGAAGUAUAGAUACAGACGCAUGGCGUGUAAAGUAAUCAAGAGCUGUCGUCACAAGCGCCGUAGAGUGUGCACGGGACGUUAAUUGAAAAUUGCACAACACCGUCCGGUUCCAAUGUCAAGAACCGAGACUGGCCUUCAAUCAAUUUAAAAUGUCAUCUGGACAAAACAAUCAACAAUCUAGAAAUACAUCAGUUUCAACAACAAAACACCCUUCAGCUGUUCUAAACCUGCCAACCUCAUCAAGCAGAAAUCAAAAUUUCGCCUCAACGUAGAAAUAAAUUGUAUACCUGCUCUUAUGUAGUGUGUAGUACCGUCGUCCAAUCUAAAAGUAAUUGCCUUCAUAUAGUGUAAUAGUAAUAAUAAAAUUUCUGUAAAUUCCUUAUGGUCCAAAUGCAAAUAGAAA
This is a messenger RNA of Scaptodrosophila lebanonensis, 963 nucleotides long. Its product is annotated as protamine-like. The transcript has 3 exons. Gene Ontology annotation, biological process: sperm DNA condensation; spermatogenesis. Lineage: Eukaryota; Metazoa; Arthropoda; Insecta; Diptera; Drosophilidae. The record is from RefSeq and is a predicted model, not a curated record. Bases 307 to 642 code for a protein of 111 amino acids.